Messenger RNA from Rosa rugosa (rugosa rose), 1923 nucleotides. RefSeq lists its product as uncharacterized. Bases 1 to 1923 code for a protein of 640 amino acids. NCBI's taxonomy places the organism in Eukaryota, Viridiplantae, Streptophyta, Magnoliopsida, Rosales, Rosaceae. The transcript has a single exon. The record is from RefSeq and is a predicted model, not a curated record.
AUGUCUGGAUCGUCUGAACCACCCAAGUACACCAAAACGCCCCUUCACGUCAUCCAAAAACGAAUUGCAAAACUAAAGCAGAACUCGGACAUCUUUGACGUUCAAGUCUCUACUCCACUUCAAAUUCGUGAGCUUGAAUUGGAUAGUGAAGGGAACAGAAUAGAGGGAGGAUUAGAAGCUUCAACCACUUCAUCUGAUCAAUCACCACCACAUACACCACAUUCACCACAUCAAGAACCACCCAACGCCCCACUACCUUUGCUUUUACCACCACCACCACCAAUGGCUCUCACCAUAAGGCAACUCUCUACAUCUGUCAUCCCACUUGGGGGAGUACCGACUGGCAUAACCUACCCUGCUGCAGCUGAGGGAUUAACAGCUGAUUUCGAGUUGAAGUCUGGGUUGCUUCAUCGUCUUCCUACAUUCCAUGGACUCCCUAUGGAAGAUCCCAACAACCACUUGAUGGAAUUUCAGUUCAUCUGUACUAGCAUGAAGCCUCAAGGAGCUGAUGAGCAUAUUUUGAAGUUGAAGGCCUUCCCAUUUUCGUUAGCUGACAAGGCAAAGCAAUGGCUCUACGAGUUGCCUAGUGGACGAAUUACAUCUUGGGGAGACAUGAUGAAGGCGUUUCUUGAGAAGUACUUUCCUACAUCUCGCAUCAUCAUGUUAAGGAAGAAGAUAAGUGGCAUCCAACAAGGGCAAGAUGAGUCCUACGCAGAUUACUAUGAGAGGUUCAAGUCUCUCACCACUCAAUGCCCUCAACAUGGCUUGAAGACUGAGACCUUGCUCACUUGUUUUUAUGAUGGGCUCACAAGCUUGGAACGAGACAUGCUUGAUGCAGCUUCUGGUGGAUCGUUUGUUGACAAGGAGCCUGCAGCUGGAAUGAUCCUUAUUGAGAAUAGGGCCUUGAAUCAACAACAAUAUGGGAACUCUAGGUCCAAAAUCACCACCACAAAUCGUGAAAAGGUCCAUGAGGUAAGUACUUUAGCUCAAUUGGAAGAGAAAAUUAACAAACUUACUUCUCUUGUGUCUCAGGGAGCACAAGGACAAGUCAUGGUGUGUGGAGUAUGUUCUAUGCAAGGGCAUGUGUCUGACCAAUGCCCUCAACUCAUGGAAAGUGGAGGACAAGAAGGUGUCAACGCCAUAGGUUUUCAACAAGGGUUCCAACGUCCUAGGAAUGAUCCAUUCUCGAAUACUUACAAUCCUGGAUGGAGGGACCACCCUAAUUUCCGUUGGAAGGACAAUGAGAAUGUUCAAAAUGCACCUCAAGGGUUCCAACCACGUCCUCAAGGCUUUUAUCAAAAGCCUCAACCUCCUAACCCUACUCCUUUUAAUUCGAAUUUUAAUUCAAAUGCUUCUUCUUCUUCUAAUGAUGAAUUGAUCCGAACUCUAACUAAAUCUACUCAAGCUCUGAUUGCAGGUCAAACUCAUCAUGGGAAUCAAAUCAAUGCUAUAUCUACGGAUGUCAAUGAGAUGAAGAAGCAAAUGAGUCAAGUUGUGGAGUUUAUGGGUAAGUUUCAUGAGCAAGGAAAGCUACCAAGUGGUACCAUCCCAAAUCCUCACUUUGAGCAAGCCAAAGUCGUCACUACAAGGAGUGGUAAGACCCUUGUAGACCUCCCUAAGCCUCCCAAGAAGAUCUCAACGUCAAUAUUAGAAGAGGAGGAGGACCCUGCAACGUCAAAGGCUCAAAUGACGUCUCCACCUUCCAAUGCAAAACCGAAUAUUCAAGGACAUAUUUCUAACUCUUUCAAUUCAAUUAUUGCUAAUCCAUCUUCUUCUCCUUUGCCCUUCCCAAGCAGAUAUGCUAAGUCCAAGAAGGAUGAGGCCGAAAAGGCCAUCUUAGAAACCUUUAAAAAGGUGCAAAUCAACAUCCCUCUCCUUGAGGCCAUCAAGCAAAUUCCUAAGUAUGCCAAAUUCUUGAAGUAA